AUGGGUAAAUUCUAUACAUCUAUCUCUCCGGAAUUGGCGGAGUGGGCAAUGGCUCAAUCGGUGUUCUUUACGGGGUCGGCGCCGACGUUUGGGAGGCAUGUUAAUAUUAGUCCGAAGGGGUUGCCCGAUGCGACAUUCAAGAUCUUGGGACCGAAUAGUUGUGCUUAUAUUGAUGCAACGGGUUCUGGCGUCGAGACUAUCAGCCAUAUCUAUGAAAACAGUCGCGUAACAAUAAUGUUCUGUUCUUUCACUUCCACUCCCCGCAUAAUGCGAUUUUUCUGCACAGGACAUGUCGUCGAAUGGAAUACACCUGACUUCGCACCCCUAUUGGCGAAAAUGGGAAAGUCGAAUGUGGAUGGUGCGAGAGCUGUGAUCUUAUUGGAUGUUUGGAAGGUCCAAACAUCUUGCGGCUACGGCGUCCCCAUCCUCACACCGCUUUCUGUUCAAAUUGACAACCCUUCCGUUGGUCCCUGGACUGAUCAUAAGACUCUGGGCCACUGGGCUGGUCAAAAAGUAGAGAAAAAUGAAAUGCAGAAUUACCAGUCGGCGUGGAAUAGUUAUUCACAUGAUGCGUUACCUGGAUUGAAGAGUGCACGCAAACAGAAAUUGGGGAAUAGUGUUAUGAGAGUCAAGGUUGAUGAGGUAAUGUUUUGGGGAAAGAGAAUUGUGAAGGGAGAAUGGAGAGGAGUGAUCUUGGGGGUGUUCGUGGGAUUCUUUAUGGCGUUGCUAAUGGGGGUUUGGGGCAAGGAGGGAGGACUUCAAAGUGUAGUAGGGAGGGUAACUGAGGUUAGAGAGAUGAUGGGGAAUUUGACGGGGAGAAAUCAUUUAGAAGUUGAGCUCUGA
Molecule: messenger RNA, 843 nt
Organism: Botrytis porri
Lineage: Eukaryota; Fungi; Ascomycota; Leotiomycetes; Helotiales; Sclerotiniaceae
Exons: 5
Coding region: 1-843 (280 amino acids)
Source: RefSeq, a predicted model, not a curated record